Messenger RNA from Pochonia chlamydosporia 170, 1644 nucleotides. Its product is annotated as ankyrin repeats (3 copies) domain-containing protein. Gene Ontology annotation, molecular function: protein binding. The transcript has a single exon. The record is from RefSeq and is a predicted model, not a curated record. Lineage: Eukaryota; Fungi; Ascomycota; Sordariomycetes; Hypocreales; Clavicipitaceae. The coding region runs from base 1 to 1644 and encodes 547 amino acids.
AUGAAUCUAGCUACCAAGACGAAGGAGCUGCCGGCGUAUAUACUAAAGAUUCCACAGGAGAUACUGCAAGAAAUAGUACAUCUAUUGAGAAUCAAGACCGACCCCGACGCCGACCCCGACCCCGACCCCAUCGCCGACCUCGACGCAUUCAUGGGAACGUGUAAACAGCUGUACCGAAUAGUAAGCUGUCUUACAAGGGGGACAUCUGCCAUGUUCACAAAGCUCCCAAAGAAUCCGCCGCUAAUGGAUCUUGAUCAAGUAGCCCUAAUAAGCAAACUUGAGUCAAGAAAGAAAUCCGCCAUCGGUAGACUCAUAUCGCCAAGAAAGGAAUCCGCCAUCGAUAAACUCAUAUCACCAAAAGACACAACUAUACAAGGUGGCAUAGAGUCGUCGAAAAAAUACAGGAUGCUGCUAUGCUGGGCGGCAGGGCAUGGGCACACCGCGGCAGUUAAAAACCUUCUCGAUUAUGGUCGACUAGACAAAGGGCAGAGGGACGAACGUGGCCGAGACGCUCUUUGGUUUGCAGCGGCCAAUGGUCACUACAAAACAGUCAAACAAUUUGUUGACAUGGAUGGAUACAACAUUGACCAGCCGGACACCUUUGGACGGACUCCUCUUGCUUGUGCAGUUCAGGAGAACCAUCUUUCCAUUGUCAGGCUUCUUCUACAAACCUCGAGGGUCAACCCAAAUUCGAUGACCAAUUCCAAGGAGACACCCCUAAUUAUUGCGGUUGGGAAAGGACUUGCAGACAUGGUUGAUGAAUUAUUAAAGGCCGAAAACCUGAACUUGGACGCUGGGCGCUUACGGGGCACUGGGGAAUCUGCCCUCUUCCUGGCUGCCAAGCAUAACUAUGUCGACAUUUACAUGAGCUUGCUGCAGUCGGGCAAACCAGUCAAUAUCCUUGCACCAGACGAGAAUGGGAGCACAUUGAUGCAUUACUUAUCCGGCUCGGGUUUUGAUAAGUCGAUUCGGAUGCUUCUGGAAUCGCAUGAGGUCGAUGUUGACAUUGAGGAUGACGAUGGCCAGACGCCUCUGUGCAAAGCUGUAUGCGAGAACCAUAUUUCUACUUGCCGCAUACUCUGGGAGAAGGCAAAGGCCAAUGUAAACCUCGGAAGCGGCUACAUGUCGACUCCUUUGAUGAUUGCGGCUCGUGACGGUCGCAAUGAAAUACUGAAAUUCUUGCUGGAGGAGUGCAGAGCGGAUGCCAAUGAACAAGGUGGAUCUGACGAGAGCCCAUUGAUCAAGGCAGCGUUUGACGGAAAUUUAGAGGCUGUUCAGUUGCUUCUGCGGAACGAGGCAAAUAUCAACUUCCAAGACUCCUGUUGUGGCGGUACGGCGCUUCAUCGUGUCAUCGGGUCUUAUAACGACACACAGGCCGUCGUGCUGGAGCUACUGAAACAUGCACAUGUUAACAUCGAGUUAAAGGACAACGAUGGACGCACUCCUUUAUCCCUAGCGGCCUACCGAGAGGAUCAAAAAUUCGCGACCAUGUUAUUGGACAGGGGUGCCGAUAUAUAUUCCGUCGAUAUGCGUGGCAUGACACCGAUUGACUGGGCAGAGUUGCGCCUUGGUGAUGGUGCAUGGGCCAGAUAUACAUCCAUUUUUAGAAUCAAAGAGAGAUUCCAAGGCCAAACAACCAUAUAA